This is a messenger RNA of Protobothrops mucrosquamatus (brown spotted pit viper), 2820 nucleotides long. RefSeq names its product A-kinase anchor protein 17B-like. NCBI's taxonomy places the organism in Eukaryota, Metazoa, Chordata, Lepidosauria, Squamata, Viperidae. Bases 7 to 2820 code for a protein of 937 amino acids. The transcript has 4 exons. The record is from RefSeq and is a predicted model, not a curated record. Gene Ontology annotation, molecular function: RNA binding.
GGCACCAUGACGGUCACCCUGGUCUGCGAUCCCUCAGAAGCAGUGGAGCUGUGUGCCUCUCAGCAGCUUUACCUGAAGCCCGUUGCGAAACUGACAAUCAGCGUGGCGCUUCCGGAACACACUGGAGCUACCCGGGCCUUCUCCAAGUGGGAGGUGAUGGACAAGCUGAAGAACAUGAUCUGCCCAGACCAGUUCAGCAGCGUGAAGGUGUCGAAGAGCACCAAGGGCUUCAUCCGAUUCGAAGGAGAGGCGGAAAGCAAGCGAUUGGUCACCAGCCUGAAGGAGAAGCUCCAUGGCAAGCUGAUCAAGCUGAACGGCUUCAAGGAAGACUUGCAGGUGGUCGCUACAGAAGCCCCUCCGGACGGCCCACCUUCUCAGGAAUCAGAGCCCAACGCAAAGAGCCAGAAACCCCCGGAGGAGGAGGAGGAGAAGGAGGAGGAGGAGGAGCAGAGCCAGGCGCUCCUGGACUGCCUCCAUCUGGAAGGCCUGCCGUGCAAGUGGUUUGCCCUGAAAGGCUCAGAGAGCGAGACCCCCAACGAGGACGUCUUGAGGACGGUCUUUGGAACGUUCGGGAAGGUCAAGAAUGUGGACAUCCCCAUGCUGGAUCCCUACCGGGAGGAAACGGUGGGAAGAAGCAGGAACAAUUUGAUUUUCCGGGGCCUGCGGUCCUUCGAAGCCUUUGUCCAGUAUCAAGAGUCCAAGUCGUUUGCGAAGGCCGUGGAGACGCUCAAGGGCAUGAAGCUGAUGUUCAAGGGGGAGGACGGCAAGGCUCUGGCGUGUAACAUCAAGGUGACCUCUGACACCACUAGUCAUUUCAGUGAGAACGCUAUAAAGCAGAGAACGCUAGAGAGAUUAACUCUGCAAGGUCUAGAACGAGAGAGAAAGAGAGAGGAGAACAGAGGGAGAAAAGGGACUGAAAGAAAAAGACGAGAUGACGACGACAAAAAAGGCGGAGAAGGAAGGAGGAGGGCUAAGAUCAAGAGACGGGGGAAAAGGCGGAUGGACCGAGAGGAGAAACACCCCAGAAAGCAUCUGAAAGUGACAGCUGCAGAAGAAGUGAACGCCGCAGACCUGCCCGAAUGGGAGGAGAGAAAAUAUCUCCUAGCUCAGAGGAGGGUGGAAUCAAUCAGACUACUCACAGUGCUGCUAAGCCAAAUAAAAAAUUUCGUCCUGUCCUCCGGGCAAACGGAGGCCCGUCUACUGGAGCGUCAACCUGAAGGGGAGAAGACUUCCUUCACCCCUCCCGUAGAGGAUGCGCACAAGGAGGAGACAGUUGUGCCUCGCCUUGAGCGUCAAGAAGUGGAGGAUGAGAGCCAGCCCGCCUGCCCCUCCGCCCUGCUUGAAAAUGUCGCGAUCGAAAAAGAGAACGAAGAACAAUUCCUGGCUGAAGACUUGCCUCCAUCCCCUUCUCCCUUCGGGAGAGCUCUUCCCAACGGACCCGCUGCUAGGGCAGUCACCAGCCACUUAACGGAGAACAGCGCCGACCCCUUUCGUGCCACGGGCUUGCUGCGGGUGACGGUCACUCAGGACUGCCAAGUGAACGAGUCGUCCCCCUACAGGUGGGAUUACCUGAGACCCAACCUGGGGCCCUUCGCGGAUGCUCCUGAGGCAGCCAAGGCUAAAAAGCAAAAGGUUUAUGAAACAGAGGAAUUCAUCCAUUAUUUACUGAACUACUACCAAACCCCCCGAUACGCACGCGUCUGUCCCAGCGCACAAAGCCCGUCAGAUGCAUCUUGGUGGCACAGGGUGGUGUCAUGUUACGAAGACAGCUUCCGGGUCAAAUUGCAGAGUAGAGACGAAGACUGUUGGACGGAAGAGAGUUUAGGAUCAGAUCUCCCUGAAUACGACCCUCAGGUGGCUGACAACGAUGAAGAUGACCCCUGGGAAGCCACUGACGUAAGGUCUGAGCCUGCAGACCUCAUCACGCCGGAGGACCGGGCGUGUCCUCAAGAGUUUAGCGAAAGUUGCCAGGGAGAAUGGGAGGAUUCCCUGGAAGAGGAGGAGGAGGAGGAGGAGGAGAGCGAUGGCUCCCCGCCGGACAGGUUGCGUAGCCCCCUCCCAGGAAGCAACAAUAUUGCUCACAAAAACACCUCCCAGGAAGGGACUCCUGAAACGGCCGUGAGGUCGUCAGCCAGCAUGUAUAAACUGAAAGACCUGCUGGAAGAGAUCAGCAGCGAUUCGGAAUAUUUUAGCGAGGCGCUUAACGAGCCCUGGAACCCAUCGGAGCAAAGAAACGGCAGCUACCCAGGCAGCUGCAAGACGCGGCCUCUCCACCAGCAGAAGGCCAAAGAACUCUUCAUACGCAUCCGGAACGUUGGCGGGGAGGACCGGGAGGGGAACCGUGGCGGACGCAGCUUCUGCUCCAGUGCGGAAUGCUGCGAUUCCGGACUGAGGGCCAAGACCAGCUUCAAGAGAUCCAGCAGCAAACGCUGGUGCGAAGAGCCGAAGGUCCAGUGGUCGUCUAGCGAAGAGGAGAGAGACCUCAGCAGCAAGAAGAAGAAGAAGAAGAGGGAAAAGCUGUCCGAUAGCUGCUUCUUGGAUGAGGAAGCUCCGCUCCUCAAAACCAACCACUGCGGAGAGCUGGAUGCCUUCCGCAAAAUCCAGAGGAAAUGUAGCAAGUUCAUCCAUCAUAAAAUGAAAUGUAAGACUCUCCGGGCCUUGGAAGGAGGGGUGGAGAUCAAAGACCUUGUCCAUCUGAGCGCCUCUCAGCUACCGGAGGAAGCUCACCGGGUGACGGGUAAGGGGAACGUGGACGUGGGCGAGAGAAGGCACAAAGCAGAAGACCGGCAGAGACUUUCCAGGCGCCUGGUGGAAAGGUGA